Messenger RNA from Olea europaea var. sylvestris, 1113 nucleotides. RefSeq names its product 40S ribosomal protein S8-like. The record is from RefSeq and is a predicted model, not a curated record. Gene Ontology annotation, cellular component: cytosolic small ribosomal subunit; ribosome. The transcript has 5 exons. The coding region runs from base 116 to 775 and encodes 219 amino acids. Gene Ontology annotation, biological process: maturation of SSU-rRNA from tricistronic rRNA transcript (SSU-rRNA, 5.8S rRNA, LSU-rRNA); translation. Lineage: Eukaryota; Viridiplantae; Streptophyta; Magnoliopsida; Lamiales; Oleaceae. Gene Ontology annotation, molecular function: structural constituent of ribosome.
AUAAAAACCCUUCUCACCUACUUAAGUCACUUUAUUUGCCAUACAGGGUUUGCAUUUGCACCGCCGUUCAGGCAAUUGAGGUUCAACGGAACAGUAGGAGCCCCCGCCGGAAACCAUGGGUAUUUCACGGGAUUCGAUGCACAAGAGGCGUGCAACUGGAGGCAAGAAGAAGGCGUGGAGAAAGAAGAGAAAGUAUGAGCUUGGAAGACAACCAGCAAACACAAAGUUGUCAAGUAACAAGACCGUGCGUAGGGUGAGGGUCAGAGGAGGUAAUGUGAAGUGGCGUGCCCUGAGGCUGGAUACAGGGAACUACUCUUGGGGAAGUGAAGCUGUGACCCGGAAGACUCGUAUCCUAGAUGUGGUGUAUAAUGCGUCAAAUAAUGAGUUGGUGAGGACUCAAACUUUGGUGAAGAGUGCUAUUGUGCAAGUGGAUGCUGCACCAUUCAAGCAGUGGUAUCUGCAGCACUAUGGAGUUGAUAUUGGCAGGAAGAAGAAGGCUGCUGCCAAGAAGGAAGGAGAGGAGACUGAGACUGCUGCUACUGAAGAGGCAAAGAAGAGCAACCACGUCAAGAGAAAAAUUGAAAAGCGUCAACAGGAUCGCAAACUUGACCCACAUGUGGAGGAGCAAUUUGGCAGUGGCCGUUUAUUAGCUGCAAUCUCCUCGCGUCCUGGCCAGUGUGGCCGUGCUGAUGGGUAUAUUUUGGAGGGCAAAGAGUUGGAAUUUUACAUGAAGAAACUGCAGAGGAAGAAAGGGAAGGGUGCUGGUGCUGCCUAAACCUGUCUUGGUCAUGUGAAAGUUUCCCACCCAAAACGUUGCCCUCGGAUUUUCCUUUUAGUUUUCUUUUGCUUGAGCUUUCUAGUGUUGGAUUGACCUAUUCAAUUGUUGCACUGGUGAAAUUUUCAAGGAGGAUUAUGUUUAUUUUUCUAGAAAUGGUUUGAAUUGUGUUCGUAGUAGACCAUCACUGGAGUAUAUUAUGUUCCUUUAAUAAUUUCUACCUACCCACCGACAGCAGACAUCAUACUUUUGUGUGUUUAUGAGCACAUCAAGCAUCGUCUGACUAUUUUUGUCUUGGAAGAAUUAAAGUAUUUAAUGGAUAAAUUUUCCUUUUCUAA